Magnolia sinica is the source of this 3426-nucleotide messenger RNA. Its product is annotated as transcription factor bHLH49-like. Gene Ontology annotation, biological process: regulation of DNA-templated transcription. Gene Ontology annotation, cellular component: nucleus. NCBI's taxonomy places the organism in Eukaryota, Viridiplantae, Streptophyta, Magnoliopsida, Magnoliales, Magnoliaceae. The coding region runs from base 1451 to 2965 and encodes 504 amino acids. The transcript is spliced from 10 exons. The record is from RefSeq and is a predicted model, not a curated record. Gene Ontology annotation, molecular function: protein dimerization activity; DNA-binding transcription factor activity.
UGCUCUCAACACUAAGGAUAUGUAUAACAAGCAAAGUGCAAGCUAAUACCAGACAAAUAUAUCUAUCUUUACUUCCUAGAUCCAGUCAAUGUGUACAAUGCACACACCUACACAUGUGUGGAGACAAUGUCGGAUGGUAGAGACUCACCAUAUGCAUAACAGUUACAUCAUGUAUAGUGGUCCAUGGAUUAAGCUAUCCCAACUUAUCCGCUGACUAUGACAAUAUUAUAGGUCUAUAAAGAGCUGAACAAGUUAGGCUUCACAAUAUAUUUCAUAUCGAACUUAUCCUACUUCAUUCCUUGGGGAUUCAAAGACUUGAUCAAGUCUCCCAACAAAUCCAUACCAAUCAUAUCAAUUCCAUGCAUGCACUAUAGCAAUGAGCAGUAAACAAAGCAAUACACACACACACACAAUUCAUUGGACUAAAAGGACAUAUAUUCCAACAAUUUCAAGCAUUGGGAUUAUGCUUAUUGAGUUUUUUUUUUUUCCUUUUCUUUUGAAGGAUGACAAUUUUAUUAAGAAGUGGCAAAGCCGAAUGAAUAUAAAGAAAAGUAUAGAAAAAAUACCCAACAGACAGGCUGCAAAAACCACUCGUACAAGCUACCACUAAGGGGAGCCAGCACCCAAUUUGAGACCAAGAAUUUGGCUACAAGGAGCACCCUUUAUUAUUAUUAUUAUUAUUACUGCUAGAAUUGUGAAAGCAUCUUGAGUUUUUCUUCUUCCAAAUGGCCCAAACCCGCUAAGAGAAAUAGCCUCCAGUUCUUCUUGCCCAAAUUCCCUUGACCACCACCGUGCCACUGUCUGAAGAGGUCUUUAAUUGAGGAAGGAAAAACCCAAGAGGAACCCAGAAACUACAGGAUAUGCUCCCAAACCUCUGAAGAAAAAGGACACCGCAAAAAGAGAUGGCAAACAGAUUCUGCAUCUUGCUGACAUAAUGAGCAAGCGUUAACAAUAAUCAGGUCCUUCUUUCUCAAGUUGUCAAUUGUAAGUACCCUAUAUCAGCCCACUAGCCAAGAGAAGGGGGCUACCUUAAAUGGAGCACCAUAAGACCAAAGGAAAAGGGUGUGAGCACAACUGUCACCACUAGAGUCUCUGGUCUGGCUUCGAAGGAGCAUAGAAAAGAAAGGCUGAACUGAGAAAAUUCCAGAUUUGUCCUCAACCCAACGCACCGCAUCUCCGCUGUCCAUGAAAGACACUCUCUCCAACUGGGAUAAAAGAGCAAGCAACUCCUGAAAUUCCUAGUUAUUAAUAUCUCCACGGCAUAAAGAACUUGAGUGAAGUUGGUUUCUGUUCAUCUUCAAUACCUGUUCCAGAGGUUACUGAGCAUUUGGUGAUACGUUUUCUCAUUUUUGGGGGAAGCUCUGAUUCAUUUGAUUGAUGUAUGUUCAAUACAACUAGGGGGUCCAGGGAAUUUUUGGUGUCCACCCCCACCCCUUCUUGGUGUUGAAGGAUGGAGUCGAAUGAGAAGGAUAAACUUGAGAUGGAGAAGAGUGGGGACCACUUCAAUUACCAAACAUCUAAUAUUUCAUCCGAGUGGCAAUUUGGUUGUGCCAAUCUCGCAAAUCUGCCUAUUGAUUUGGUUCCUACCGACAAAUCUGUUGCAAAUCCAUUGAUUGGUUCUUCUGUUUCAAUGGUAGAGUCCUUUUGCCCCAAUCUUUGGGAUCGUCGAGGGGGUGGGCUUUUACAAACUGGAGCCGGAAUCCUCCCUCAGAGUUUAUCUCAGUUCCCUACCGAUUCUGCUUUCAUUGAGCGGGCAGCACGGUUUUCAUCUUUCAGCAAUGGGAAUGUUAGUGACGUGGCGAUGUUCCCGUUUGGCAUUUCCAAAUCUUUGGGUCCUUAUUCCAUGGGUAGUGGGAUCCAAGCGCCGGAGGUUCUGUCUGCUAAUGGUUUGAAAGUUGCCUUGGGGUCGCAAUCUCUUAAGAAGGAAUUGCAUGUGGCUGAAGUUUCCAAUGCUGUUUCUCCAAUUGUUGAUCAUGGGGCAACCGAAGGGAAUCCGAUGAGUGCUGCCGAAAGGGAAAAGGGGGGUAAUUUGAUGGCAUUUGAUGAAGGGAAACAUCGAAUUAGGGUGUCGUGCAAUGAGUCUGAAGAAGCUGACUUUAGUGGCGGUGGUCAAGAUGGACCGAUGAUUUCGGAUAAUGCUGUUGGGGAAAGUUCAGGUAGAGGAGUUAGUGCCCAGAAAAGGAAAAGGAGCAGUAAGCACCUUGAAUUAGACCAAGUCAAAGGAGUUGAACAGUCAUCAGUCAAAACUGCAAAAGAGAGCAUUGAAGCAACAGCGAAAGGAGAACAAAAACCAAAUUCAACACUUACUAGGUCUACUGGAAAACUAGGUAAAGAGAGCUCUCAAAGUUCAGAUGCCCCCAAGGAAGAUUAUAUUCAUGUUAGAGCACGGCGAGGACAGGCCACAAACAGCCACAGCCUUGCGGAAAGAGUGAGAAGGGAAAAGAUCAGUGAAAGGAUGAAAUUUCUUCAAGACCUUGUACCUGGCUGCAGCAAGGUAACUGGUAAGGCAGUCAUGCUAGAUGAGAUUAUCAACUAUGUACAAUCACUGCAGCAACAGGUUGAGUUUUUGUCAAUGAAGCUUGCAACUGUCAAUCCGCAGUUGGAUUUCAACAUUGAAGGGCUCCUCUCAAAAGAUAUUCUUCAAGCACGAAGCUGCGUGCCAUCCACUAUUGGAUUUUCGCCUGAUAUGGGCAUUUCUCAUUCUCAACUACAUGCAUCUCAACGAAGCCUGAUUCAAGCAGGAAUCCCUGGCAUUGGGAAUCCUUCAGAUAUGCUUCAAAGAACUAUCAAUUCUCAAUUGACUGCCAUGAAUGGAUACAAAGAACUCACACCUCAGAUUACCAAUGGAUGGGAUGAAGGGUUCACCAAUAUGGUGCAGAUGAGCUUUGGUGCGAAUGCCCCUUUGAACACUCAAGAACUAAAUGGUUUGUUGCCGCCUCCCAGUCACAAGAAAGUUGAGCUUUGAUUGUUUCACAUCCAAACGCAACCCACCCCGGCUGAACAUUAGAAGGUGCCAUUGAAAUGCCACAUGCCAUUGCUCUGUCGAUGAAGCGGGCCACGUGACCUCUUCUCAUGCUGUAUUGGGAAGAAAGAACAGUGGUGGUCAAACUCAGAAGCUCGGUUAGAGAUCGCCCAGAAGCUUCAAGCCUGUCUCCGUAUUGCAUCAACGCACGGUCAUGAAGGUAUGAUCUGAUUUCCAAAACAUCCUAAAGGAAGAACACAAACAUGUAUAAAGACUUGGAAGGUAAUCAUGAAAAUUCUUGUUUUUAUGGCGCGUUUGGAUGCAUAAGUGAAUUGAAUUGUGAAAAAAUCAGCAAUGAUUCUUUUGAGUUCUACUGGAAUUUAAUUGUAAUUUGACGCCCAGAUCCUCAACAUGAAUGAUAAGGAAACAACAAUUUGGAAAUUUUCACUUUGUUUUUAUGAUUA